AUGCCCGUUGCCAUCGUAACCGGAUCCUCUCAAGGCAUUGGGCGAGCCAUAGCCCUUCGCCUCGCAGACGAUGGAAACGAUAUCGUCAUCAACGACAUGGAGAGCCAAAGGGAAAACCUCAACACUCUGGCCACCGAGAUUGAGCAGAAGAAGCGACGCGCGCUGAUCGUGGUAGGAGACGUGAGCCGCGAACAAGACGUUGACCAUUUACUCGAGCAAACCAUUUCCACGUUUGGCGAGCUCAACAUCAUGAUUGCCAACGCCGGCAUCAUCGUGAUGAAGGACCUACAAAGCAUCACGGUGGAAGAGUUUGACCGCGUCCAGGCCGUCAACGUGCGCGGGGUAUUUCUGUGUUACCAAAAGGCCGCCAAGCAGAUGAUCAAGCAAGGCAAGGGCGGUCGCAUCGUAGGCGCUUGCUCGAUCUCGGGCUAUCGUCCGGAGCCCUCGGCCCUGGCGUACGGGGUGAGCAAGUGGGCUGUGCGCGGUCUGACGCAGGCGUCCGCCAUCGAGCUCGGGCCGCACGGGAUCAACGUCAACGCGUACUGUCCUGGAAUGGUCAAGACGAGCAUGUGGGACCAGAUCGAUGAGUCUAUCACCGACAAGUACGGGGUGCCCAGAGGCACGGCGUGGCAGCGGGGUGUGCAGGAGAGGCCCGCGAUGAAGAAGCCCUCGACGCCCGAGGACAUUGCUGGCUGCGUGAGCUUUCUCGUGGGCAAGGAUUCGCACCUGAUUACUGGUCAAAGCGUGAUCAUUGACGGUGGAAUCCACUUUUCGUAG
Parascedosporium putredinis is the source of this 777-nucleotide messenger RNA. The record is from the annotation of a GenBank genome assembly. NCBI's taxonomy places the organism in Eukaryota, Fungi, Ascomycota, Sordariomycetes, Microascales, Microascaceae.